Molecule: messenger RNA, 1529 nt
Organism: Nerophis ophidion (straightnose pipefish)
Lineage: Eukaryota; Metazoa; Chordata; Actinopteri; Syngnathiformes; Syngnathidae
Product: histone H1-like
Exons: 1
Coding region: 44-658 (204 amino acids)
Biological process (GO): nucleosome assembly
Cellular component (GO): nucleosome
Molecular function (GO): structural constituent of chromatin; DNA binding
Source: RefSeq, a predicted model, not a curated record
CCUCAGUCCCUGUCAACAACCAUCCGAGUCAAACCAAGCCAUCAUGGCAGAAGUAGCACCAGCCGCACCCGCUCCGUCCAAGACGGUCAAGAAGAAGAAGACCACCAAGACCGCGAAGGGCGGACCCAGCGUGUCCCAGCUGAUCACCGAGGCUGUCGCCAAGUCUAAGGAGCGCAAAGGAGUCUCCCUAGCCUCCCUCAAGAACUCCUUGAACGCCGCCGGUUACGAUGUGGAGAAGAACAAGGCUCGCAUCAAGAUUGCUGUCAGGAAACUGGUGGCCAAGGACAUCUUAGUGCAGACCAAGGGCACCGGCGCUUCCGGCUCCUUCAAGAUGAACAAGGCGUCCGAAGCCAAGCCCAAGAAAGCUCCCGCUAAGGCUAAGAGCGCCGCCAAGAAGCCCGCAGCCAAGAAAUCACCAGUGAAGAAAGUCGCAGCCAAGAAGUCUGUCAAGGCCAUAACUAAGAAGCCUGCAAAGAAGGCGACAACCCCGAAGAAGAAGGCAAAGACGGCGGCUAAGAAGAGCACCAAAAGCCCCGCCAAAGCUGCCAAGCCGGCGGCGAGGAAAGCCCCAGCGGCCAGGAAGAGUCCUGCUGCCAAGAAGAGCCCCGCUAAGAAGGCGAGCAAGCCUAAAGCCAAGACUGCAGCCAAGAAGAAGUGAUUCUUCUCUUCUUACAUUAAACCAAACGGCUCUUUUAAGAGCCACCACUUCUUUUUAAAGAGCAAUAAUCAAUUGUGACAUAAUUGUGUUACCAUGUUACAGCCUCUACAAUGUUCUUCACAAACUUCAAUUGGGGUUUGUUGAACUGAUAUAUUAGUCAAUGCGGUUGUCAGAUGAUGUGAAGUCUCAGAUGUUUACAUGGCAAACUCGAAACUAGAUCCAUUAUUUCACCCUCUUAAAGUGAACAUUAAAAGCCCUUAGAACUUUUCAAUACCGGCUCAGGGAUCUGAUUGAUUAAUAUAUUUUUAUGUUUCACACCUGUGUGUCAAAUGAAAUACUUUUUUUGCAGUAAAAUAAAAAAUAUAUAUUUUCCCCAGAAAUAUUUUGAAGAUGAUUAUUGGAAGUAAUCUGAUGCUUUAAACAGGUCAAUUUAAAACAUUGACUAUGAUUCGCUUUUUUUUUUAAACAUAGUUUCUUUAGCUGUUGGACUGUUUUUAUUUAAUUCCAAUGCUUCAACCUCAAAACCAAAUUUCAGAUUAUAAAAGGUUUUAUUUUUAAAUUAUCUUUGUUUCAUGUUUUUUUGAAAAACAAACCUUAGGUUUCAAACGACAAACAGCACAUUUGCAGAUUUCCCCCAAAAAUACUUCAAAGCGGAAGGUUCCAUUCAAUUUGAGUCUUGAAUAAUUAAUAAUAGCAUGGCAGCUGUUUUUGGUAUUAGAGUCAACAUUUCAACUUUUUAUAACAUAAUUAUAUUUUUUGUAAAUGAGCAGCAGGAGACAAUUGCCAUGGUACUGUUCUCCCUCUCUCGCUGUUAUGUUUUUUGCUGUUUUUUUUUUUCUUGUUUCUUGCAUUAAACAAAGAGAACACUGUC